UCCCCUGCAAAUAUAUACAAACCUAAUCUCUUGGCAGGUUUGUAAACAAGCAUGAACUCUGGGUAGACUGGUACAUUAAAGUCGGCAGAUUAUAAGGAGAACCAAUGGCAAGCAACGGAAGAUUGUCAGAUGGUCAGAAGAACCAACUAGAACAAUGGAUUGGACAAGGCCACAAGGACUUUGUAUUGCUGUUCAGCUUUUCCAUAGACGGUGGACAAGCAAGUGCUUUCCACAACAAGUGCAACAACCAAGGUCCUACAGUCACUGUGGUACACAAUGAGCACAAGUCCGUGUAUGGGGGAUACGCUAGCCAGUCGUGGACAUCAUGCGACCGCGAUGUAACCGACCAGUAUGCAUUUCUAUAUCAGCUGCAGUUUUCUGGAACUAUUAAGUGUAAUAAAUUCCCCGUUGUCAAUCAUUCCCGGGCGUUAUUAGACUUGAAAUGUUAUGGACCGAUUUUCGGGAGCAGUGGUCAUGAUUUGUAUACAUUCAACAAUGCCACGAAGAGCGGAGACUUUUACAAUUUGGAUGGCCACAUGAAUGCAUUUGGAAACAACUACAACGUUAAUGGUACAAAAGCAACACAUGUAAACAAUGACACAAAGUGUGUGGAAGAAUUGGAGGUUUAUAAAGUUGUUGAUUGUAGUGGGAACUGUGCUCGUCAUGCUGUACCGAAACCUAUGGAAGAAAAACCAUGGCGAAAAACAAACCAAUGGAGUAAAAAGAAACUGCUAGAGAAUAUAUCAUCCCACAAACCAAUAUCGGGGCUCGGUGUAGUAGACUUCCGGUACGCAAUAUUCGGGUCGGUAGGUGGAGGGAAGUCCAGCUGCAUAAACACCCUGCUGUCCGCGUUUGCUGGGAGAAUUUCCCAGAGAGCUUCUACGGGAAGUGGCGGAGCAGGCAUUACAACCUCGUUUACGCCAUAUCCACUGAAGUCCAGUUCUGGGUCAUCGGCAAACAUUCGCCUGUAUGAUACUCCUGGAUUUACAGAAACUUCUGGCUUAGAUUUGAUAGACUUCAACUAUAUGCUAGAAGGACACAUUUCUGACCACUACAUGUUCCACUCAUCUGCUCACAUUACCUGGAAGUCAGAGAAGUUUGUUCAGAAACCGUCAAUGAGCCAUCGUAUUUAUUGUGGGGCCAUUGUCAUUGAUGGUGCGACUGUUGCGACUUUGACAAAGGAAAACACAGCAAAACUGAAGGCACUUAAAGGUCUCAUGGAUGAGAAAGGUAUCCCAUGUGUCAUUCUACUGACUAAAAUCGACAAGGUAGCCCCUGAACUUGAAGACAACUGGAAAAUGACCUUUCAAAACGCAAAGGUCAAGGAAUGCGUUGAAAAAGCAGUAAAUGCUUUCGGUAUAAGUAGAAACAACGUGCACCCAGUGAAGAAUUAUGAGAUAGAAGUAGAGGUCGACGAAGAUUUGAAUGUGCUGUCACUGUUGGCGUUGCGGCAAAUUAUACACCUCUCGAUGGAUCACAUGGAAAAUGUGAAGUUGCGAGAAGACGGAAAUGCUGUUUCUGAGAGCGCGGAAGAUGUUGGGUCAGAUACCGCUUAAAGGAUGAGUUUUAAUGGUGCUCCAUGAGUUCUAUUGAAGAACAUGUUGAGCUUUUAAUAAAUGAUUAUUUCGAUUAGGUUGAACUUCAUUGCUUAAAAUAUUCUUUGUUUUUAAAUUAAUAUUAAAAAUACCAGAUUCCCCGUGUAGUCUAUUUUCUGUUAAUCAGUAUAGCAAAUACUUGUAACUUGUAGGUAUUAAAUUAGAACUGAUACAUGUAUGUGUGAUAAUGAGCGCUUUGGAAAAGUGGGAACAAAUCAUUUUAAUAUAUACCAAGUGUACUGUUUUCAUUGUUUUAUUGUGAUGUUGUGUGUCGCUCGUUUUGAAUGUACUAGGCCUGAAACAUGCGCCUCUAAGCAGGGUUUUCAUUUUAUUAAGUAGUUGACCAUUUGGUUUGUCUUUGUAGUUAUCACAGUAAAAUUAACUGCAUUAUCUUAUUUCAAAAGUUUUAUUAUCACUAUAACAUGUUGAACUUUCAAGUAUAUCGACAUUGUUUUGCAAACCUAAAGAUUGCUCUUAAAUGUUAAACUGUCAAGAACUAUGGUCCAUUGUUGUACUUAAGGAAAUUUAAAUAUUGCUGUUACAUGUUAAACUUUCAAAAUCUAUGAUUUAUUGUUGUGAUUUAGGAAACCUCAAUAAUGCUCUUGCAUAUUCAACGUUUAAGAAGUAUGCUCCAUUGUUGUAUUUAAUGAAACCUCAAUACUGCUCUAACAUGUUAAACAUUUAAGAACAAUGAUCCACUGUUGAAAUUAAGGAAACACCAAUAAUGCUCUUGCAUAUUUAACGUUUAAAAAUACUUCUAUACUUAGUAUAAUCCAUUGUUAUAUUUCAGGAAACUUUAAUAUUGCUCUUACAUUUCAAACAUUCACUUUCUGUGAUCCAUUGUUGUAUUUAAUGAAACCUCAAUAUUUCCUUUACAUGCGAAACUUUCAAGAACUAUGAUCCAGUGUUGUAUAUAAGUGUGAUUCAAUAUUGCUCUUACAUGUUAACCUUUAAAGAACUAUGAUCCAUUGUUGUAUUUGAGGAAAAUUCAAUUUUGCUCUUACAUGUUAAACCUUCAAGAACUAUGAUCCAUUGUUGUGAUUAAGGAAACUUCAUAAUUGCGAUUACAUGAACCAAUGGAAAUUACAGGGACAAGCAAAUGCUUGAGGUUUCAAAACGAAUAUGCCACUUUAUUGUUAUUAAGGAAGCUGCAUUUUUGGCAUGGUACCCUAGAGCUGUAUUUAAUUUCACUUUAACGUCAAUAUGCGCGAAGGACCGUAGUAGGAUGUAGGUAUUUGACUUCAGUAUGUUUAUUUUUAAGUUGGCUUGUGAGUUAAAAUUAUAUCUAAGAUGUGUUUUUGUAAUUGUUUCUUUGGAAUUAUUCAGCUGACACUUCGUUUAUUACAAUGUGUCCAUCCAAAUAACUAGUUACAACAUCAUAACUACAAAGAAAGUUAAACAAAAGAAAUACAUUCACAUGUGUACAGUCAUACAGAAAGUGCAAUUAUCAUAUUGGUACUUGAUUCUUUAUAUCAUUGCGCAUUCUGUUUAUUUCCAUAAAAAAAGUACUGUUAAUGACAGAAUAAAAGGGAUGUCGUUUUCAAAACAUAGAAAUUAAGAAAACGUGUCGAUGUAAGAGUUACAACUAAAUAAACCCCAAAUACAAUGCUUAUGAAUUGAAGAAUUUACGAAAUGAAGUCGACGUUGACGAUAAUUGGAAUGUGUUGUCGCUGUUGAGAUUGUGAAUUUGAGAUGGAAAUGAUGUGUCUAAAAGCAAGGAAGUGGUUCGGUCAGAUACCGCUGGAUCAGACAUGUGUUUAAUUCAUUCAAGGUAUCAAGAUGUUAACAAAGAGAAUAUUGUUAUAAUCCUUUAAUAUUUGUGUUUUGUUAUGGUUAACUCAGUUCCUUUA
This is a messenger RNA of Mya arenaria, 3445 nucleotides long. RefSeq lists its product as uncharacterized. The record is from RefSeq and is a predicted model, not a curated record. Gene Ontology annotation, biological process: tRNA methylation; tRNA wobble uridine modification. Gene Ontology annotation, cellular component: cytoplasm. Gene Ontology annotation, molecular function: GTP binding. Lineage: Eukaryota; Metazoa; Mollusca; Bivalvia; Myida; Myidae. Bases 105 to 1556 code for a protein of 483 amino acids. The transcript has 7 exons.